Molecule: messenger RNA, 1479 nt
Organism: Erythranthe guttata (spotted monkey flower)
Lineage: Eukaryota; Viridiplantae; Streptophyta; Magnoliopsida; Lamiales; Phrymaceae
Gene: TFIIIA
Product: transcription factor IIIA
Biological process (GO): regulation of transcription by RNA polymerase II
Cellular component (GO): nucleolus; nucleus
Molecular function (GO): 5S rDNA binding; DNA-binding transcription factor activity
Source: RefSeq, a predicted model, not a curated record
AUUACUCUACAAAUAGGUAACCCUAAAUCUUGAGCUGCUUCGUGCCGCGAGAGCUGCUGCUUCUUGUCUCCAGAUCUCUGCAUCUCUAUACAUAUAGAUACACAUAUACAUACACUUAUUAUAGCUCGAUGGAGAAGGAAGGAGAGGGGCAGCGAAUUCCGAUAUUCAGAGAUAUUAGAAGAUAUUACUGCGAGUACUGUGGCAUAUGCCGAUCGAAGAAAACCUUAAUCGCCUCUCACAUCCUCACACACCACGCGGAGGAAGCGAAGGAAAAGGAGCGGGAUGAAGAAAAAGAGCAAGGGAAGAAAUUGAAUACUUGUGAGCAGUGUGGGGCCAGUUUUCAGAAGCCAGCUCAUCUGAAGCAGCAUAUGCAAGGGCAUUCUCUCGAGAGGCCUUUCACAUGUUCAGUUGACGAUUGUCACUCCAGUUAUAGAAGGAAGGAUCAUCUAAACAGACAUAUGCUUCAACAUCAAGGAAAGUUGUUCGAAUGUCGUGUCGAAAACUGUAAGAGUAGAUUCACAGUACAAAGUAAUAUGACACGACACAUAAAAGAGUUCCAUGACGAAUCCGAUGGUGCUGACGAUACACAAAAUAAGGAGGGAUACGUCUGUUCAGAACAUGGCUGUGGAAAGGUGUUUAAGUAUUUAUCAAAGUUGCGUAAGCACGAGGAUUCUCAUGUUAAGUUGGAUUCGGUUGAGGCACUGUGUGCAGAACCAGGAUGUAUGAAAUACUUCACUAACGAGCAGUGUCUGAAGGAGCACAUUCGGUCUUGUCAUCAGUACAUUACAUGCGAUGAAUGUGGCUCGAAGCAGCUAAAGAAGAACAUCAAGCGCCACAUGCGCAUGCAUGAAGAAAGUGUUUCCUCGGAAAGAAUCAAGUGUAGUGUUGAGGGAUGCUCGCUGACGUUUUCAAAUACAUCAAAUCUCAAUCAGCACAUCAAAGCCGUACAUUUGGAACUGAAGCCAUUUGCUUGCACCGUACCCGGUUGUGGAAUGAGAUUUGCGUUCAAACAUGUACGGGACCACCAUGAACAAUCUGGGUGCCACAUACAUACUCUUGGCGAUUUUGAAGAGACUGAUGAGCAAUUUCGAUCAAGACCAAGGGGUGGUCGGAAAAGAAAUUAUCCAGGAAUCGAGUCCCUUAUGCGGAAACGGGUUUGCCCACCUACUGAAUCUGAACUUGGUUCGAACGAAGCAUUCGCUACCCAAUCUUGAGGAUUAACCGAGUCAAAGUAUUGGUUGACUGGGUACUAAUCUUUGUGAUUUCUGAAUAUAGUAGUUAAAUUAUACGUGUUGUUGAUAUGUAGUAUUUAAAUCAUAUACUAUCGAGUAGUUUUUUGGGAGAAACAUGCGAAACUUCGUAGUAUAUAUGCAGGCAUGAAGCUGCCAUAUCUUAUAUUGUUGUUGUGUUCAGUUUAUAUAAUAUAUAUUGUUUGAAUGUGGGUGUAUUUAAAUUUCACUUUAUAUAGUAAUUUGAAGU